Messenger RNA from Diutina rugosa, 987 nucleotides. Its product is annotated as DNA-3-methyladenine glycosylase II. The record is from RefSeq and is a predicted model, not a curated record. Gene Ontology annotation, biological process: base-excision repair, AP site formation; DNA alkylation repair; base-excision repair. The coding region runs from base 1 to 987 and encodes 328 amino acids. Gene Ontology annotation, cellular component: protein-DNA complex; nucleus. Gene Ontology annotation, molecular function: DNA-3-methyladenine glycosylase activity; DNA-7-methylguanine glycosylase activity; alkylated DNA binding. The transcript has a single exon. Lineage: Eukaryota; Fungi; Ascomycota; Pichiomycetes; Serinales; Debaryomycetaceae.
AUGACAAUAACCCGGUCAAAACGGACUACUUCAGACGUGGUGACGGAAACCAAGGUGGUGGAAUCACCAGUCAAACGAAAGAAAAUACUGGUGACCACCACCACUAAGGUUACUACACUGAAAACGGCAAAGGCGCCCAAAAUCCAUAUUGAGGACGCUCUCCGCCAACGGAACCCAGAUAUUUAUACAGGGAUAUUACCCGAGGAGUUUGUCAAUAGCCACAAUGCUGAAUUCAUUGAAGGAUGUCACCAUGUGCUUAAGCAAGACCCUACCUUAUAUGCGGUGACGGUACACGCACCGUUCCCCAAUUAUAAGCCUGAUGAGCCAAAGGCGACCGUCAAUGAUUACUGGUAUUCAUUAAUACGACUGGUGAUGGGCCAGCAAGUAUCAGGGGCAGCGGCCAAGCUGGUGGCAGCCAAGUUUAGGGCGUUAUUCCCUAAAGUAGAGGGUCCUACACCACAGGGGACUUUGAAAUUUACUUUUGAUGAACUUAAAGCUUCGGGGUUGAGCAAUCAAAAGACGAAGUACGUUAUCAGUAUUUCUGAAGCGUUCAGUGAUAGCAAUCAUCCGUUAAGUAAGAUUGAAUUUUACCAAAACGCGUCUGCUGAUGAGCUUACUGCUGAGCUUAUCAAAUUAAAGGGUAUCGCUGAAUGGCUGGCGAAGAUGUUUGAAGCGUUUACUCUUCGUCGAUUACGUGUAUUCGCUUAUGAAGAUUUAGGUGUUGCUCGGGGCAUGGCUCGCUACUUAGAGAAACGGCCGGAAAUUUUAAAUGAAGUGAAACAGAUUGUCCACGAGGAUGAAGAGAAACGGGCUCGACUUAAGAAGAAACUGAAGUUUACUAAUGGCAGCAAUAGUAAGCGGGAUUGGGUACCGUUACACGAUGAAUACGUGUGCGAAGUGGCCCGCAAGUUUGCCCCUUACGAAACGGUGUUCAUGAUGAUCCUCUGGCGGCUCCUGCUGACCAACGUCGACGUCCUCUUAUACUAA